Molecule: messenger RNA, 2235 nt
Organism: Pangasianodon hypophthalmus (striped catfish)
Lineage: Eukaryota; Metazoa; Chordata; Actinopteri; Siluriformes; Pangasiidae
Gene: rerg
Product: RAS-like, estrogen-regulated, growth inhibitor
Exons: 5
Coding region: 316-939 (207 amino acids)
Molecular function (GO): GTPase activity; GTP binding
Source: RefSeq, a predicted model, not a curated record
GUCCUCCGGCACGAGCCGCGAAUUGUCGCUGUUCUCUUCACGCGACUCCAGCGGCGCAUCUGCAGCACCUCACCUGUCUCUCUCUCUGUGUGUGUGUUUGUGUUGUGUGUGUGUGUGUGUGUGUGUGUGCGCGUGUGCGUGCGCCCGGGCGCGAAUGUGUCGCACACUGCACGGACCCAAACCUGGACACACGUUUGAAGGAGAUCCUGCCCUCAUAUGCAGAGGCAGAGAUAAACCAAUGAGGAGACUGCAGCAUCAUAACAAUCGCUGUCCACUCUGUGACUAAUCCAUUGCGCUGAAGUAUCGUCUGUUAUCAUGGCGAAGAGCCCAGAGGUUAAAGUCGCUGUUUUUGGAAGAGCUGGAGUGGGGAAAUCAGCAUUGGUGGUGAGGCUCCUGACCAACCGCUUCAUCUGGGAGUAUGACCCCACACUAGAGUCUACAUAUAGACAUCAAGCCAAUAUUGAUGAUGAGAUGGUCAGCAUGGAGAUUCUGGACACAGCUGGACAGGAAGACUUGCUGCAGAAGGAGGGUCACAUGCGUUGGGGUGAUGGAUUCGUGUUGGUCUAUGACAUCACCGAUCGCAGCAGUUUUGAGGAUGUGGCUCCGCUGCGCAGCCUGCUUGAGGAGGUACGGAAGCCACGGCAUGUGCCACUGGUGCUAGUGGGCAACAAGGCCGACCUGGAGCAUGCUCGUCAAGUGGCCACAGAGGAGGGCGAACGGCUGGCCGCCGACAUGGCGUGUGCUUUCUACGAGUGCUCGGCGUGUGCAGGCACAGCAGGUACAGCAGGCACAGCAGCAGGCACCGUGGCCGAGGCCUUCCAUGAGCUGUGCCGUGAGGUGCGCCGUCGCCGUGCUGUUCAGGGCAAAAGCAGGCGCCGUAGCUCCACCACUCACGUCAAGCAAGCCAUCAACAAGAUGCUCACCAAGAUCAGCAGCUAGGGAGAGACGAUGAGAGGAGGAGAGAGUGGCUAAAGGAAAUGAGGGGGGGAGAAAAUAAAUCACAAGAGCCUAGAGAGCUGGCCAAUGGGAGGAUGAUGUGUUUUAUUGGCUAUGCCAAGAAUCAAAAGCAUUUUCACAGAAAAGUCAAAGCUUUUCUGUUCUGGAUGGAUAAAAGAAACUAUUAUUCAAAUCCAAUCACUUUUUAUUAACAUCCCAUCAGUGUAUGUGAAUACACUGGUAUGAAAUUUUAUGUCUCCAGAACCAUGGUGCAUUAAACAAAAAGGUAUAAGACUAUGUAAAGUGUAAACAAUGCAACAAGGAGAUCAGAUGAGUGUACAAAACUAUAGUUUGUGUAAAAUGACAAUUUCAGUACAGAACAAUAAAAACACAAUGCAGUACUACAUACAACAGCAACAGCAGCAUCAGAGUACUCUUUUAGGAAAAUGAGUUGCCCAAGCUACCCAGUGUGCUGUGUGUACAUAGUGCUCUAUUGUCAAGUGAAAAACAAGCUGACACACAGAGAGUUUCCGUAGUGUCCUGUGCCAUAGUUUGUAUUGUACAGGAAUGUUUUUUUAUGCUCCAAGGCCUUCCCGUUUAUAUUUGCUCUCCAAGCUAUAAUGAUUUGGUGAAACUUCAACAGUUAGCAGAGUUACAGAUUGCUACACAGCCUACAGAUUGCAUUCAGUGUUCGCUGCAUGUUGACCCUUUCGAGACAGUUAUCAAAUAAAUCAUCAUCCACCCUCAUAGUGAAGUCAAAUGUGAUAUUUUGUAAUCAGAAAGAUUUCCCAGUCCUCCUCUCCAAACAUCUCAGAACAUGUAUAUUCUGAAGAUUAUAUCUUGAGCAUUUUUUCUCUGGGAUGGAGUGAAGCAGUAAAGAUGGGCCUUGAAGCAGCCAGUGUUUUUUAAGAGCCUUUCUCAAAGAGCCUUUCUGUUCUUAUCACUUUCAUGUUACAACCCACAUGGACUUGUUUAUCCACUGCGUCUCUUUCCUCUAUCUCUGUCCUUGUUCAUUCUUAAGGAAGACAUUUAAAAAUACCUUUAAUUCUGUAUAAUGUACAGUAUAUGACUGCCUUAAUAUCUCAAAUGAAUCAUCAGAUAAUGUGUACAGUAGAUUAGAGCUGAAGUAGCCAUGGUAACAUGCUAGCAUGUGUCAGGCCAGAUUUUUGUAAUUAAAACAGUCACAUAUUGUAAUAUAAUGAUCAGUGUGAGAUGGCAUACCACACUGUCCCUCUUGCUGUGCACUAAAUAAAGAUGACAGAUAAAUAUAUAUAAAUGUCAUGAAAAGUAAUGAAACAU